This is a messenger RNA of Pollicipes pollicipes, 1278 nucleotides long. RefSeq names its product dnaJ homolog subfamily B member 13-like. Lineage: Eukaryota; Metazoa; Arthropoda; Thecostraca; Pollicipedomorpha; Pollicipedidae. The record is from RefSeq and is a predicted model, not a curated record. Gene Ontology annotation, molecular function: metalloendopeptidase activity; zinc ion binding; protein-folding chaperone binding. Gene Ontology annotation, cellular component: cytosol. The transcript has 2 exons. Gene Ontology annotation, biological process: proteolysis. Bases 1 to 1278 code for a protein of 425 amino acids.
AUGCGUGACUUCAGCAGCGCUGGCAUCGACUAUUAUGGCGUAUUGGAGAUAGAAAAGCAUGCCUCCGACAGGGAAAUCAAAGAAUCUUACCGGCGGCUAGCUUUGAAAUACCACCCAGUGCGCAAUCGGGAUCACUUCGAAAAGGAACCUCAGCGAUUUCAGCAGCUAUGUGAGGCCUACGACGUCUUGAGCUCGUCCCUGUACCGAACGAUCUACGACCAGUACGGUGAGGCUGGCUUGAAGCGGGGCGUGCCGCGCCCGGAAGGAGGAUUCUACGACCCAUACGUCUACUGCGGCGAACCGGAGGAGACUUUCCGCGAAUUCUUCGGCACCAACAGCCCCUAUGCAGACAUAAUCGACAACAUCAAAAAGCCGCUUUCGCACUACCAGGGUGACGACGGCACGUGCCAGCGCAAAAAGGCGCCGGACCUGGUGACGCCACUGGUGCUAAGCCUGCAGGAGCUCUACACCGGUUGCCUGAAGAAGGUGCGCGUCAGCCGACGCGUGCUGGACGACAGUGGCACCAAUACCACCCUCUGCGAGAAGAUUCUCACACUGCACAUUGAGCCUGGUUGGCCUGCCGGCAAAACGAUCACCUUCCGCGAGGAGGGCGACCAGGGUCCCAACAUCAUCCCCGGCGACCUCGUGUUCGUGCUGGAGGACGCCGCCCACGCGCAGUUCGAACGCGACGGCCACGAUCUGGUGUACCUGAUGCGCGUGCCGCUGGUACACGCGCUUACCGGCUGCAGCGUGGACGUCGAGACCCUGGACGGACGGCUGUUACACGUAGGGUACCACUCCAAGAACAUGCAAAUGUCCGUCUCCGAGAUAUGUGACAAGGGCACAGUGGUCCACCUGCUUGGACACGUGAUAGGACUGGUGCAUCAGCACUCCAGGCCCGACCGUGACCGUUUCCUGCACAUCCAGUUCCACAACACAGCGCUGGAGGAUGUCCUCUUCCUCAACUAUAAGGAUUACGACAAGUGCCCGUACGACUACCGGUCCGUCAUGCACUACGACAUGUACGGGCUGAGCUACAACGGCGAGAGUGUCUUCCUUGGCAGAUCAGAGGACAAGAAAGUGGACGGGCUGGUGCUGUCUUCUGCCAUUGGGACCGAUUGGACCAAGCCGUCCGACAGCGACGCGGCCCUCGUCAACCGCGAGUACGGCUGCCCGCUCAAAAGUGCAGCGACCUCAAGCCGCAACCGCCAAAGUGCAAUCAGGACGUUCGCGCGGAUCAAGUGCACUUCGAACGGAGCGUCACCUUCAAGAGCAUGA